Moneuplotes crassus is the source of this 1114-nucleotide messenger RNA. The record is from the annotation of a GenBank genome assembly. Lineage: Eukaryota; Ciliophora; Spirotrichea; Euplotida; Euplotidae.
AUUUAUAGCAACAUGGACACUAAAGUUGACGAAAACAUUGAGACCUUUUACGAGAGAAACAACACGAAUAUCCCCCAGGUGGAGGUUAACCACUACUUCAAGGAUAAUCAGUACCUCCUGGUUGGUGAUUCUAAGGCAGACCAGAAGGCUUCCAAUCAACUUAAACUUUAUAAAAACUUCCUUGUGAGUAAGAGAAUACAACAGAAAAGAAGGGGAUUUGAUUUUCCUUCUAUUCCAGAUGAUAACCAUCCUAGAAAUCACAGGAUUCAGCGCACUCAGGAACAAUUUGGUGAACUUGAGAUGAAAAGAAGAGAGGAUAACAGCCUAGAUUCGAGAAAAGUUGAGUUGCCAGAGCCACUUUUUGAAUUCAACCAAUCUGAUCUGAGGCAGUCGAAAUAUUAUGGGUAUCCAGAGCCGGAAAAUAUUGGAUUAUUAGAAGAGUAUAAGCAGGUAUCUUAUCCAGAUGUCUUUCAUCCUGAGGGAAGUGCCGGUUAUGAGCCAUAUAAUCCGGUCCAACUUGAUCAAAUACAGGAACCUCAAGUAGAAAAACUACAAGAGACCAAAGAUGAGGUGAUGGAAGUUGAAAAUCCAGAGCCAGUUCCUCAAAGAAUGCCAAAACUUCCUCCUGCUCCAUCAAAGGAUAACUAUGUUGUUCAUCAUGUAAAGCCUAAUGACACUAUCGGCAAGCUAUGUCUGAUGUACAAUGUCAACAAGGAUGUUAUCCGAAUGGCAAAUGAUUUCACUGGUGAAGAGAUUUACAUGUUCAAAACUCUGAAAGUUCCAUAUACUUAUGGAAAGCUAUACGAAGACAACACUACCAAGAGUGAGGAACAAUAUAAAAAGGAAUUUGCCAUCAGUUCAAUGAACAGAGUUCUGAAGGAAGCACACACAGGAAAGCAAAUUAAUUUUGACAAAGAAGCACAUUACUAUUUGGAGAUGCACAAUUAUGACUUAAAGAAAGCACUUGAAGAGUUUGAAGCUGACCUUGAGUUCGAGAAGCAAGUCGUUGAAGACAACAGACAGUAUAAAAGAAGAACAAGCAGACAAAGAGUUGGAAUCUUCAGUUGCUUCGGUUAACCUGCUUCUUUAAUCACUAAAUCCAAACCAAUAAAAA